UCUCACUCGGCUCAGUCGCUCCAAGAGCUGUCACGCUCACAAACGCUGACACGGAAAGGCACGAGAAACAAGCCCACGCGUGUGUUAGGUAGCCCACCCUCUCGUCGGGCUCUGCCGGUUCGCUCCUUGCCGCUCGGUUUGCGGCGGUCGUGACUCGGCCAAGGAGGCGGCGGAAAGAGCGAGCGGCUCGCCGGUGGAGGUGAAGGACGAGGUGGGGAGACAAAAAAGGGGGAAAAGGUCAGAGAAGCCCAACACGAGAGGCUGGAGAAACGAGAGUGACGGCAGACUUCCAGACGCAACAUAAGCAGAGCGAGCCAGAGCGAGAAGAGGGCAGUGGGCCAUCUGCUCUCGCUCCCCUGCUAUUCUGCAGCUGCGGCCGAGUCAGCGACUACGUCUCGGCUGCCUGGGGACUUUUAAAAGGAGGAGAGAAAGGAUUUCUUCCAGCCAGCCACGGACCGGCCAAGUCCGGAGCCAUGCUGAAGCCUCGCUGGCAGCGCCGGAGGCCCGCGGGGGGAAGGCUGAGAGCCCAGCUGGAUGUUCCGCCGCCGCCGUCCUGCUUCGCUGUCAUUAGUGGAUAACGAGCUGCCGCGAGAGAGGAAGCGGAGAAGCGCCCCGUGGAGAACCUCGCAGCUGUUAUUGAGAUCCCCGAGUUCUUAUGCCUCACCUUCGCAACGGGACUUUUUAAAAGUGGAAAUUCGAUUUUUUUUCUUCUUGUAUGCCCUGACGGAUUAGUUGGGUGACAUCGGUCACCAUGGCAGCAGCGUACCGUGUGGUGGUGAGCAGCGUGAGCUGCUACAACAGCGUGGUGGUGGACCGACGCAAGCAUUCUCACGCUGUGCACUAUUGCUCGGGCCCGUGCAGGACGCUCUCGCAGGGGCUGGAAUGUUCCGUGGCCCAUCACGGCACCUGCUCGGAGCUGCUGGUCGCGCCGGACUCGCCCUCCAGGUGCUUGAGCGCCCAACACCACGCUAGGACGAGUGACUGCGGUGCCCUGGAGAGGGCGGGGAGCAACGGAAAUUUCUAUAUCGGGGAAGAGGGCAACGCGUGGCGAGGAAAAAAGUUGCCCAUUGGCGGAGGAUCGACGGGCAACCUGAGCUGCGGCGGCUACGGAAGCCUCAAGGACAUCACGGAAGAAGCCAUCAAUCUGGCCAGCGGGAAGCUCAAAGAGUUUUCCUUCGACAAGCUACGUCUCUCCUCUUCCAGCCACGUCACUUUCCGGAAAGGUCGCAAAGUCCGCCCCGACUCCUUCAGCCGUCGCUCCACCGACCUGGAGAUCAUCUACGGCCACUUCAGCUCCAGUAACGCGUCGACAAACAGCGUGGCCGUCGCGCCCGCCGACGAGAACUCGAAAUUGAAGGGCGGUUCGUCGGCUAUUACCAAAGUAAACAAUUCAAGCGGUAUCGGGUCGCUGGAGCAAAGUGUCAACACUCUGGCUUCUCUUUACCGCAACACUCUCGGGGAGGAGAACUUGAUUGCUCGUCUGUUGGAGAAAACGUGGGGCGAGGCGGCUGCCGCCGGUGGCGGCGGCGGGGAGGACAUUCGCGCCUGCCUCGACAUCCUGCUCAAAUGCUCGGAAGACCUGAAGAAGUGCACCGACAUCAUCAAGCAGUGCAUCCGACGCAAGGCCGGCGGAGGUCCCCAGGAUGGAGGUGCCAGUCCCGACAGCGUGUACCGGGCCUUGAUGACCCGACUCAGCAUGUAUCUGAAGAGACUACCUCUGGAGCUGGAAGGGAUCGGAGGUGGCGGGCACGGCGAUCUGACGGAGCUGGUCAACAGUCUCCACUCGCUCCAACAAGCGCCCUUCUCGCCUAUAUUUGGCGGCGAGCAGCCUCCGCGUUACGAGGACGUGGUGCGCUCGCCUCCCAACGCAAAGCCCGCUCCUCACAUUUCCGUCCAGAGCUCGCCACCCAAAGCACUCACCAACGGACUCCAGCAUCCACACCCCCCUUCAUCCAUCACGCAUCACAACCUGCUCCCCGCUCCCGUCACGAGUUCUCCGUCCAGUCCGACGCACUCUCCGUCCCGUCUCGGAGUCUCGCCGACGCCGCCUCCGGGAUCCCCCAUGGAGGCGCUUUACAUCGAGGAGGAAGAUGUCGAUACAGACUCGUGCGGCAUCGGCCACACCGCCGCGAGACCUUCGACGAACGCUCCGGCGCACCGGAACGACGACAUUGACAAACUGCUGAUGGAUUUGGAGAAUCUUUCCCAGAGCAUGAGCAACCCCAGGAGUACCGAGCCACCACUUCCGGUCAAGACCCGCAAGCGAGGCAGUGGCGGAGGCCUUGGGAUGGCGUCCGCCGAAGCCCAGCCCAAAAUCUCCCAGUUCCAAAUCAAAACCAGCCACCCGACGGUGAACGGCACCAGUUCCAAAGCUCCUCAGGGAGAAAGCCGCAAUGUUCUCGCAGGCGACGAGCCGGAGGACGGCGCCUUACUCUUGAGAAUCUUGGAGAGCAUUGAGAGUUUCGCCCAGGAGUUGGUUGACUCGGGGGCGGGGAGCACCGGGAGCGCCGAGAGGAGCAGCGGCAAGGAACGCGAGGUGAUGAAGCUCCUGCAAGGUACGCUGGCCUCUGCCGGCAGGCCCGACCUUGACGGUUCCGCCGGACAAAUUGAUCCGGCGGGCCGUCCGGCGGAAACGGAAACCGCUCCGGCCGUACCUCCAAAGCUCUCCGCCCGAACACCCUCAGUUCCACCUGCCGUCACGCCGAAGGUUACGGCCGAAGACGUUCGCACGGCGACAACUGCACAUCCGCCGACCCCCGAGGCCGCAUCGGCGAAAGCAAACGACAGCGUUUCCGAAGCCCCUUCGCUCCAUCCCAAAUCCUGCCUUGCGCCUCCUGCCGGUCUGGGGAACGACGCUGCGCCUAAAGUCCCGCCCACCAGCCCGACCGUGGUCGUCCAGAGAGAUCCGGCCGGGGACGUUCCGGCUUUGAGGGAGACGGGCUCAACUCUGCUCAUCCAGCAGACUCCCGAAGUGAUCAGGGUCCAGUCCAAAGCGGAGAAGAAACCCGGCACGCCACCCCCGGCCCCCGCCCAGGCAUCCACCGUCCCGCAUGCCUCAUCGCACCGCUCGCCCAGCCCGCCACCAGCAGCUUCGGUGGUCAUCUCCCCUACUCCUCCCCCUCCUCCUCCUGCCAUCAACAUUCCCAGGUUCUACUUCCCAAUUGGGCUUCCUGCCGUCGGCCCGCCGGCAAACCACGACGCGGCCAUCGCCGCCAUCGAAGAGACCUUCGCCGAGUUUGAGGAAGAGAAAGCCGACAUUUACGAAAUGAGCAAGGUCGCUAAGGCGUGCGAUUGUCCGCUGUACUGGAAGGCGGCCAUGUUCUACGGCGCCGGCGGCGAGAGGACAGGCUUUGUCUCCGUUCACUCCUUCAUCGCCACCUGGAGGAAGUUGCUGCACGGUUGCCACGACGACGCCUCAAAGUUUGUCAACCUGCUGGCCAAACCCGGCUGUCGGUACCUGGAGCAGGAGGACUUCAUUCCUCUUCUGCAGGACAUCGUGGACACGCAUCCUGGACUCACGUUUCUGAAGGAUGCACCCGAAUUUCAUUCCCGCUACAUCACAACGGUCAUCCAGCGGAUCUUCUACGUGGUGAACCGUUCGUGGACAGGCCGCAUGUCCAUGACGGAGCUGCGGCGCAGCAACUUCCUGCAGACGCUGGCGCUGCUGGAGGAGGAGGACGACAUCAACCAGAUCACCGACUACUUCUCCUACGAGCACUUCUACGUCAUCUACUGCAAGUUCUGGGAGCUGGACGGCGACCACGACCUCUACAUCGACCACAAGGACCUGGCCCGAUACAACGACCACGCGUCCUCCAACAGAAUCAUCGAGCGGUUGUUCUCGGGCGCCGUGACGCGGGGCAACACCGUGCAGAGAGAAGGUCGCAUGAGCUACGCUGAGUUUGUCUGGUUUCUCCUUUCUGAAGAGGACAAGAAAAAUCCCACUAGCAUCGAGUACUGGUUCCGUUGCAUGGACGUGGACGGCGACGGCGUACUGUCCAUGUUCGAGUUGGAGUACUUCUACGAAGAGCAGUGCGAGCGCAUGGAGCGAAUGGGCAUCGAACCGCUGCCCUUCCAAGACCUGCUGUGUCAAAUGCUCGACUUGGUCAAACCAGAGAGUCCAGGCAAAAUCACGCUGAGUGACCUGAAGCGUUGCCGCAUGGCUCACAUCUUCUUUGACACCUUCUUCAACCUGGAGAAAUACUUGGACCACGAACAGAGAGAUCCCUUUGCUGUGCAGAAGGACCUCGACAGCGACGGUCCAGAGCCGUCCGACUGGGAUAAGUACGCCUCGGAAGAGUACGAGAUACUUGUGGCGGAGGAGACUGCCAACGAGCAGAUUCACGAAGGGUCAUUUGAGGACGACUAUGACCUGGAUGAUCUCCAGGUCCCUGCUGAGAUCGGGAAUAAGAUGGAAAAACUGGUCAUUUCGGAUCUGACGGCGUGAAAAUGGCCAUUGACUUUUGGAUGGAUGCGCUCCAUCCAAACGGACAGAAAAUAGAAUAUGGACAUCCGUUUUAUGAUGAUGACUUUUUUUUCAGUGAAGAUGGACUCAUGUUCACGGUUGACUCACAACAAAACGGACGAGUGAGACAUUGAUAAGCUCUUAAAGGAACACAGUACACUUAAAAAAAGCUAUACAGAAGACGAAUGUAUUUUUUUUUAUCAAAUAUUGACAAUCAUGCGCAGACACAUCAUAUAACACGUCAUAUAAAACUCAAGUUUUUAGGUUUCUUUGCAUGACUUUGGAAAGAUUUUAUUAUAAUGGAACUGUUUAUGCAAUAUUUUUAGGGAGUUCUUUUUAAACAAAUUUGCAAUUUUUUCAUAAAAUUUAUGCAAAAUGUAACAAAAAUAUUUUCACAAGGCUUGAUAGAUUUUACCUGAAAUUUUUGACUGAAAAUUUUGGCCCAAACACAAUAUUUGCACGACUUUAGAGAUUUUGACUCAUUUUUGAAUUUGGGGGUUCCUUUUUUUUUUUCAAAGAAGCUGUUAUUUAUUGUUUUAUCUUAACUUUGUUGUUGUUGCCAAAGAAAUUUUAUUUAAGCUCUUUAUUGCAACUACACACUCACCGGACACUUUAUUAAGUACACUUACACAGCCUUCAUGUAGCUAAAUACAGUGUUAGUGCUCUUGGUAUAUUACUCAAAAUGAAACAUUUCAAUAAAUAAAUAAAAAAUCAAAUUAUAAUGUGCAGGUAAACCUAAUGUGUCCAGCGAGUGUCAAUUUCAGUUCCUAUUUAAUAUCCACAAAUGAACAUGUUGUCAUGUGUGUAAAUAUACCUUUUAUAACAGUUCCAAUGCUCAACAUGCACAAUGCAGCUACAAAAUAUCAUGAAAAAACUAAACAGGUUCAUUGAUGUGUGCUUGUUGUGUUAACACGGCUUAGAGAGUGUGUGCUUGGGAAUCUAGAGGUGUGUGUUUAUGGCUUUGUGUCCAUUUUUGUAGCUACAUAGCCACUGUAAAUGUGCCCGGCUAUGUCUUUAUUGAUCAUUAUUAUUAUUAUUAUUAUUAUAGUAAUAAUAAUAAUAGUAACAAGAAGCCAUUUUAAAUGUCUUUUUUUUUUUUUUUACAUGAUUUUUAUUGCAGUGCCACUGUGUGGCUCGGAUUCAAUUUGAUCUGGUGUGUGUGUAACUGACAAUCAUUACGACUAACGACACACAAGCACGUUAGUUAUGUCAGGACUUUUAUUCUGAAACUACUGUGAGAGGAAGUGAGUUAGCUUUUAUUUGGAUAAGCUUCCUAUCAUUAGGGUUUGUGUAGCAGGGAUGUUUUUUUUGCUCUGCUUUGAUUCCCUGUUUAGUUUGUGGCAUUGGCUGCUUUGGUUUGAAGCUCAAAAUGUUCAAAUAAAGACAUUUGCAAACUA
Syngnathus acus (greater pipefish) is the source of this 5862-nucleotide messenger RNA. RefSeq names its product protein phosphatase 2, regulatory subunit B'', alpha (gene ppp2r3a). The transcript has 14 exons. Gene Ontology annotation, cellular component: protein phosphatase type 2A complex. Gene Ontology annotation, biological process: protein dephosphorylation. NCBI's taxonomy places the organism in Eukaryota, Metazoa, Chordata, Actinopteri, Syngnathiformes, Syngnathidae. The coding region runs from base 752 to 4447 and encodes 1231 amino acids. Gene Ontology annotation, molecular function: calcium ion binding; protein phosphatase regulator activity. The record is from RefSeq and is a predicted model, not a curated record.